This is a messenger RNA of Rotaria socialis, 1677 nucleotides long. Lineage: Eukaryota; Metazoa; Rotifera; Eurotatoria; Philodinida; Philodinidae. The record is from the annotation of a GenBank genome assembly.
AUGAAUCCUGGCAAACGUCGGACUAUAGAAUCCUUCUUUCUUUCUUCCGCCAAAAAAGCACGUAGUGGUUUGAUAAAACACGCAUUAUCCCAAUCACAUAUAAUUGCAACAAAAAAUUAUUUGUCAUAUAAACAACGAGAAGAAACGGAUUCAAGUGUUAUUAAGAAAUUAGAUUCUGGUCGUGCUAUUCAAAUACGUAAAAAUCGUGAUCAUCUUGUAAAGAUUUAUUCAACAUUACAUAUUUUGGCACGUCAAAUGAUUAGUUUUAGUGGUCACGAGGAGAAUGACCAAAGUUCAAAUCGGGGUAAUUUUCUAGAAAUUCUUCAUUGGGCAGCGAAAACUGAUUCUUUAGUUCAAUCAAUCUUUCAAGAUUCUUCGAGUAACGCUAAUUAUCUGAGUCAUGAUAUUCAGAAUGAAUUACUUCAUAUAAUGAGUGAUGAAUGUCGAGAUAUCAGUUGCAAUCAACAAUUGUCAAUAGUUAUUCGAUUUGUUCGUGAUCUAAAUGGCCGUACAAUAGAUAGUUCGAAUGUUGUGAAGGAAUAUUUUCUUGGUUUUGUUGAGUUCGAAGAAUUUGAUGCUGGAACAUUAGCAAAUAAGAUUGUUGAUUUUUUAAAUAGUUUGAAUAUUUCUUUACAAUCAUGUAUUUGUUUAUGCUUUGAUGGAGCAUCCGUAAUGCCAGGAUGUCAAGCAGGAGUUCAUGUUUUAUUAAGAAAGCAUAUGCCGAAGGGCAUAUAUAUUCAUUGUUCAGCCCAUCGUCUCAAUCUAGUCGUCAGUGAUACUUAUCUUCGAAAUGAACAAUCAUUUCAACAAGUUUAUAAUAAAACAAAAGAAUUUUGUGAUGCAAAUGAAAUUGAUUUCAUACAACAGUACAAAUCACAUCGUGUAACAACAAUUCCAGUUAGAUUUGAAGCAUUUGUCAUCAGUUCAACACUUGGACAAUGUGAAGUUAUAUCAUCAUCAACAGAUUUCAUGAAUCAAAUCUAUUUUCCUUUGAUUGAUUGUAUGUUAGUAGAGCUCAAUGAUAGAUUUUCAUCAAAACGUUUAUCAUUGAUGAAAAGUAUUUCUACAGUCUAUCCUGAAAUGUUUAAUCGAAUAGAAGUACAGAAGAAACAUAUGGCUUUCUCUAAUCCAUCAUCAACAAAGUCUACCAUUGAGAACAUAGUGAACGAUGAGAAAUUUGCACAAAUUUAUAUAUUUGAUGAAAACGCAGUGCAAUUACUAGACAAUGAACGCACGAUCAUGACCGUCAAACCUGGAUUACCUGGAUGUGCACUUGGCAUUCACUCAUAUUCAUCUGGCAUCCAUUGUGUCCGAAUAAGAGUAGAUAAUGGGUAUCCAGUUUUGGGUAUUCGCUCACGAAAUAUACCACCUAUACCGGAUGAAUACUGUUGGGGCUCCUAUUCUGUUAGUCCUUCGACGUACGGUUGGCAAAAAGAUUAUGGCCGUCUUCUUAAUGGAAGAAUUGACCGUUAUGAGCUGAAACAAAUUUUGAACAACAUGAAAAGGGACAGUCAUGUAUAUACAAUCACAUUGAAUUGUGAUGAACACCAAUUGAGCAUAAUCAAUGAAGACACCAAAGAACAAGAUGAAAUAGAAGUUGAUGUUGGUCAUGCUCCUUUUCCUUGGUGUCUCUAUGUCGAUCUCCCUCGGUGCCCAACUCGGAUAUCGCUAAUAUAA